Messenger RNA from Crotalus tigris (Tiger rattlesnake), 2651 nucleotides. It is a transcript of the gene TRMU, whose product is annotated as tRNA mitochondrial 2-thiouridylase. Gene Ontology annotation, cellular component: mitochondrion. Gene Ontology annotation, molecular function: sulfurtransferase activity. Bases 208 to 1467 code for a protein of 419 amino acids. Lineage: Eukaryota; Metazoa; Chordata; Lepidosauria; Squamata; Viperidae. The transcript has 11 exons. Gene Ontology annotation, biological process: tRNA wobble position uridine thiolation. The record is from RefSeq and is a predicted model, not a curated record.
GACCAAAAUAUGAAAGGGCCGGUAAGCUCCUCCCACUAUCGGGGUUCUCUCCUCCUGAGGGAGAGCCGAGGAGAAACCCGGUUUCCCGGCCUUUUGUGAGAUCAGCUCCGCCCACAGGCGGCCCUGUCCCGCCUCUGCUCUUCAGGUCACGGUGGGCCGCGGUCGGGAAAGGCAGUGCGGCCGGCUCUGAGGCAGCGAAGCGAGGCCAUGAUGGGGGCCGCUCGUCGGCACGUGGUGUGCGCCAUAUCGGGCGGGGUGGACAGCGCCGUGGCGGCGCUGCUACUGCGGCGACGAGGAUAUGAAGUGACGGGGGUGUUCAUGAACAACUGGGACGUGGUGGAUGAAAAGGGAAUUUGUCAAGGCAAUCAAGAUUGUGAAGAUGCUUAUAAAGUGUGUCAGAUACUCAAUAUUCCAUUUCGCCAAGUUUCCUACGUUAAAGAAUAUUGGAAUGAAGUGUUUAGCUACCUUUUAAAUGAAUAUGAAGUUGGACGGACACCUAACCCUGAUAUUAUAUGUAAUAAAUACAUAAAAUUCAAUUAUUUCCUACAUUAUGCUAUGGAUAACAUUGGAGCUGAUGCAAUAGCAACUGGACACUAUGCAAGGACCUCCUUGGAAGAUCAUGAAGUUUUUCAGCAAAAAUACAAGCAAAGACCACCAGGACUUUUCAGAAAUAGAUUUGAAAUAAGAAACACUGUCAAACUACUUCAGGGAGCUGAUCACAAUAAAGACCAGACCUUCUUUCUCAGCCAGAUUUCUCAAGAAGCUUUGGAGAAAACCAUUUUUCCCCUCGGAGACUUAACAAAAGACUUUGUGAAGAAGAUAGCUGCAGAACAUCAGCUUUACCAUGUGUUGAAAAAAAAAGAGAGCAUGGGCCUCUGUUUUGUUGGUAAAAGAGAUUUUUCAGAGUUUCUUCUUGAGUAUCUGCAACCACGUCCAGGAAAUUUUGUCUCCGUUGAAGAUGGCAAAGUUAUUGGAACACACCAAGGUUGCUUCUUAUAUACGUUUGGCCAGAAAGCUAAGCUAAAGAACUGCAGUCGUGCAUGGUUUGUCGUAGAUAAAAAUGUGGCCUCUGGGGAAGUUUUUGUGGCGCCUGGCAGGGAUCACCCUGCGCUCUACAGAGACCUUUUACGGACAAGCAGAGUGCACUGGAUUGCUGAGGAUCCACCUGCAGAACUCGUUCACAACAAAAUGAUGGAGUGUAAUUUCCGCUUCCUACACUUGAUGGCGCUAGUACCUUGUACGUUAACCCUAAAUCAAGAUGGAUCAGUAUGGUUGACUCUGGCUAAGCCAAUCAGGGAUCUUACAGCAGGGCAGUUUGCUGUUUUCUACAAGGGAGAUGAAUGCCUAGGCAGUGGUAUGAUUCUGAGACUGGGGCCUUCGGUUUUUACUUUGCAACAGGGCAAGAACAGAGAAACUACCGGUGUGAAUAUAACAGCUGACGAGGUCACAGUACAGCCGACCAAAUGACUUCUUGCUUUUUAAAAAUGAACCAGAGGAUUUAAAAAAAACCCAAAACAACUAGUUAAUCAAAAGCUUUGGAAUGAUCAUCAGAUACAUGAAUGCACAUCUGGAUGUGUUUGGAAUUUAUCUGAAAAAAAUAAAACAGUUGUGACUUAUGAACGGACUCUUCUUGGUGAGAAAAUGGUUACCUUUUCUCAUCUCUUGAAGCCCAGCCCUGUGGAGAAGUUAAACAGAAGGCGACAACAUCCAAAUAAGUGUGUAUAGGAUUGCAAUGUAAUAUAUACUGUUUGAAGAAUCCUGUUAAGAUCAUGCAAAUAAGUUUUUUGGAAUGUGGAUUGUGGCUAAAUCUACUGCUGGGUGAUCACAAUAGACUUAUUUAUCCUCUUUCUCAAUAUUUGCCUUUUGGUUGCCCAUCUUGUAAACUUUCAAACCGGAAAGCCAUUUUUGCAAAUUGGAAGAUAAAGUUACAGCUCAAAGAUAGGUAAGAGAAUGGAGGGUGAAUGCUGGGGAUAUCUAGAGAUCUCUUUUUCCCCCCCUACUUGUUGAAAAAUGAAUGAAGCUUCUGAAGGAACUCACAAUGAAAUGUCCUAGUAUAUGUUAAUUGAAGUGCAAUAACUAGAAAAAUUUCUUGGCUCUUGAAUGUGCCAGCACCUUCAGAUAAUAUUUUGAAGAACCUGCUGGUAUUUGCCUUUAACCAUGAAAAAGCUGCCUUGUGUAAUCUCUUCAGCUGUGUUUAGGUAUUCUAGCACCCAACACAAUUGUAUUGGGAAGAUGAUUGGAUCAGGUUCAAAUUUUCUGUCCCUCUCAUCUUUGUCAUUCUCCACAGGUUAGAGCAGGGGUGUCAAACUGCUGGCCCGCGGGCCGGAUGCGUCAUCGUAAAACUGCGCCCACCCCAUUGCCGGCAAUGGCAAAAAAGUUCCGAUACGUAGCGUGACGUCACGUGACGUCGCAAGUUUGACAUGUCUGGGUUAGAGGGCACAGAUCUCCAGUGAGGAUCUUGCUUUUUACAAGCAGAUGCCCCAUCAAGCCUGGGACAUGCCUAAGCAGAGCCAUAGUUUACUGCAUGUCUUCAAAUCAUGGACAAGAGGGGACUGAAGUAAGACUUCUCCUCCUUCUAUGUCUCUAAUGAGGGUGGAGAAUAAGCCCCUUAAUAAGCUAAAGCAGUGUUUCUCAACCUUGACAAUUUUAAG